AUGCCUCAUUUCCUUUUAUACAUUAUUGUAUCUCACUUUCUUUCUUUCUCUCUUUCCUCUUCAGUGUUCUCUUUAUUUAUCUUUCACCUUUUAUCUGCUUCUCUCUCUUUAACCCUAUUUCUCGCUUUAUUUCGUCCUCUCUUUUUCUUUUUGACAUAUUUCUUAUUGUACAUUAUUUUCCUCCUCUUUUUCUUCCCCUCUCUUUCUCUUACUUUUUUUUUCCCCUAUAUUCUCUCUAUAUCUUUAGCUUUUUAUUUACACCUCCCUUCUAACUCAUUUUUUUCCCGUUCCCUGUCUUUUGGCUUCGUUUCUUUUUAUACAUUAUCCUCUCUUUCUUUCAUUCUAUUUUUUUUCUUUUUCUCGUCCUCUUUCUCUCUCUAUCGCUCACUCUCUAGUUACUUUUCUACCUCUCUUUAUCUUGUGCUCUCUUUAUCGCUUUUCCCUGUUUAUUUAUCUUUCCUUUCUUUUGCUUCUCGCUUUCAUUCAUUUAUUAUUUUGCUGGUAUUAGAUUUUUUUAAAAAUAUCAACUGUAUAUAUUUUUUUUUUUUUGUUCAUUCCAUCUAUCUGCUUAUUAUUUUUGUAAUCUAUCUUUUUCGUCUUUCUAUCUUUUUUAUUCUUCUCAACGAUUCUUUCUUCUUUCUUUCCCUCGUUUUAUAUCGUCUUUCUUUCUUCUUUAUCCCUAUCUAUUCUGUUACAAUUCUUUUUCUACCUUGUUCUCUUCAAAUCUCUCUCCCAUCAUAUAUUUACGUCUAUAUUAUGGUUUCUAUUUUCCUCUUCGUUUGUUUGCUUUAUUUUUUUUUGUUACUUUUCUCCGUUUCUUUUGCUUCGCCCAUUUUUUCUUUUAUCUUUUCAGCCAUCUUUCUAUCUUUUCUUUCUGUUUGUUUGUUUCCCCAGUUUUCCUUCUCACACUUGAUCUUCUAUCCAACUUUUUCCCGCCACUUUCUUCCAGUUAUCUGUUGCUUUCCUUUAGUUCCUUUUUUUUCUUUCUUCUUUCAUUAUCUCCCCAACAACAUCUGUAACAUGUUUCUUUUCGUUAGAUUUUCUCAUCUCUUUCUUUCUUUCUUUUCCUCUCAUAUGAUAAUCUCCUUCCCUGCUAUCCGCUAUUUUCUUUUCUAUUUUCUUUCUUUCGUCCUUUGUCUCUUCUUUAUUUCUCUCCUCUCUCUUAUUAUUCUUUGCCUCCCUAUUUUAUACCCUUUCUACUUUUUCUCACUUCCCUAA
Messenger RNA from Acanthosepion pharaonis, 1218 nucleotides. NCBI's taxonomy places the organism in Eukaryota, Metazoa, Mollusca, Cephalopoda, Sepiida, Sepiidae. The record is from the annotation of a GenBank genome assembly.